UUGGAAGGUCCCAGGCUCCCAGCACCCUUAGUCGCUCACGCUUCCAUCCCGCUCAUAUUUGGACGCCGCAUUGCGCUCCCCGCGGCCGCCGCGCCGCCUUAAACCCUAAACCAUGGCCUCCCGCGCCGCAUCGGUGGCCACCCUCCUCCUCGCCAUCUCGCUCCUCCUGCCGCUCCGCCUCCUCUCCCACGCCCUCCGCCCGCGCUUCUCCCAUCCGUCCGCUGCGGCGCUGCUCACUGUCGCCGCGCUCGUCUCCGCCAUCUGCGCGGCGCCCGACCCCGGAGCCCUUCCUGGCGUCGCCACCAGCGCCGACGCCGACGCCGACGCCUUGCGUUCGGAAAUUGAGGCGCUCAGGCUAAAGGUCGCGCAGUUGGAAUCUUUGUUGGAGGCGCUGAACAGUAAAUCUACUAUUUUGGAGGAGGAUAACAAACUCAUUGAAGCAAUGGAACGUGACAUCCAGCUUUUAAUGGAUGGACCGGAGAGUACAAAGGAUUCUAAAACAAAAUCAUAUUCUGCUGGCAACAUUAAAUCUAUGGAAGAUGAGGUACAACAACUCCAGCAAGAGGUCAGUAAGAUAAACAAAAAUUCUGACACCAUAGAAUCGUUAGCACAUGAUACUGAGAGAAGGGUGGAAACUCUGAGCUCAGAGGUCAAGAAGAUAGAGGAUAUAAUUGCGGAGCAAUGGAUCCAAAUUCGACAAUUUGAACAAGCAUUUGUAUUAACUAAGAUGAUGGCGUCAAAAGUUCAUGAGAGAAGCAGGCCAUCAGAGAUGGUUUACAAGUGGCCUGGAAAAGAAACAAUUCUUAAGUAUGCCGCAGACAUGAAUCUCAAUGAUAUUUUUCUUAGAGGAGCAUCAUACGCAAGGUCCUGUUUUUCUCAUACAUAUAAAGAGUCCAGUAGUUUUCUACAAGAAAUAAACAGAUACUACCAUGAGGCUUAUCGAUUCCGCAAAGCAAUCCGUCGCCAGUACAUUCCUGAUACUGACAGGCCUGAUGUCUUCUUCUUGGGUGGUUCUGUCUCACGAUCAAGCAUUGCUAUUCCAUAUAACCAAUUCAAGUUUUUUAUUUCAUCAACCCAGAAGUUCCAUCAUAAGGUCCAAGUUUUUCUCCAUGAUGCGCUGCAAUCCAACAGAUACAGCAGAGGUUUAGCGAAUGAGCCUGUUACAUUUAUCUUGGCAUACCUUCUUGUUGUUUCACCGAUGUGGAUGGCUUGGUUCCUUUAUUCAACGCGAUUCGGCUCAAGGAAAUGACAACUUGUCUGAAUAACGAGGCAUGUGCAGUCGUGGGUUCUUUUUUUCUUUUGCGUGAAUGGUAUAGAAGUGUGACCAAGGAAAACAUGUGAAAAAUCUGCAAUCAACAUGGUGUGAAAAUAUAUAUUGUAUAUCGUAUCCGCUAUAGAUCUAUUUAUUAAACUGUUACAUCCAA
Messenger RNA from Panicum hallii, 1424 nucleotides. RefSeq lists its product as uncharacterized. The record is from RefSeq and is a predicted model, not a curated record. Lineage: Eukaryota; Viridiplantae; Streptophyta; Magnoliopsida; Poales; Poaceae. The transcript has 10 exons. The coding region runs from base 113 to 1249 and encodes 378 amino acids.